Messenger RNA from Protopterus annectens (West African lungfish), 3359 nucleotides. RefSeq names its product olfactomedin-like. The transcript is spliced from 5 exons. Gene Ontology annotation, biological process: signal transduction. The coding region runs from base 161 to 1570 and encodes 469 amino acids. The record is from RefSeq and is a predicted model, not a curated record. NCBI's taxonomy places the organism in Eukaryota, Metazoa, Chordata, Ceratodontiformes, Protopteridae.
GUAAUUUCCCAUGGAAUAAUAGAAGGAAGACAGGGUUAUCAGGGAAAGGCCUUGGCUUACAUGUUCUAUUCACGUAAGUCUGGUGUGAUGCAAAUCUAAGUGUGGAAAGAAAAAAUAAGUGUUAUGCAGAUUCAUUUACUUCUAGUGAGACAGAAGAGCCAUGAUUGGACUUAUCCUUACAGCAAGUUUUUUGUGUCACCUCUCCUGCAGUUCUGUUCUCGAUGAGGUCAAAGGAAGAACAGUGUCAGGUGAAAAAUGCAUGUGUUCUCUGACCUUACCUAACUACAGUUUUCCAGCAGAGCGUCUAGAAUCCUUGGAAAUAAAAAUGCAAAACCUGUCUGCCACAGCGCAAGAAGAAGUAAACAAGAGAGACACACAUGAAAGUAUCUUAAUAGAAUACCAAAAGAAGAUACAUGCAAUGGCAGAAAGACUGGAACUGGUGGAGUCAGGGGGCGCAUCCUUACUCGACUUAGAUUUUAAUGCACUGAAACUGGAUAUCAGUAUGAUGGAAAAGUUGGUGACUGAGCUUCGUAAUGACGUAUCAGGUAGCAGCUCUAUUAUUGAUCAGCUGCAGAGUGAGAUGAUGAAUAUUUCAAACACUGUGAAGGAGAUGGAAUCGUAUGACAAACUAAAUGUCCUUAAAGUCCAGCGUGCUGUUACACUGCUAAAAGAACAGUUAAAACAAUGCAAAAAGAAGCAAGAAAUGUCUUGGAUAACUUCACCAGAGUAUUGGAGCUGCAAACAUGGAGGCCUGCAGAGCAUUAGUCAGCCCUUUGUGGUGAAGCUGAAUUGGAUGGGACAAAACCACAAGCAUGGUGGAUGGGGCAAAGAUCCUUUUCCUUCCAGCAUGAAGCAGGAUGUCUAUUGGGUUGCACCACUUAUUACUGAUGGUCGGCGGAUGGACCUUUAUAGAGAGUAUUCUUCUUAUGACAAUUUAUUACUGUACAAGUAUCCAGUCACUUAUCAACUAGCCAAAAAUGAAAAUAAUGUCUGGAACUACUCCUACUCAGGACAGGGCAGUGGUAUGGUGGUAUACAAGGGCUUCAUGUACUACCACUGCUUCAACAGUAGGGAUAUGUGCAGAAUCAAUAUCAAUACCCAUAAGGUAGAAAGGCAGGUGCUCAACCAGGCAGCUUACAAUGAUCGUUUCUCUUAUUCUGGAGCACGGUUUCAGGACAUGGACUUUACAGUAGAUGAGCAUGGAGUUUGGGUUCUUUAUGUUAAUGAGGCAGGUACAGGUAACAUUAUUAUUGGUAAGAUAAAUGAGGAGUUAUUCACUGUGGAGGAAACAUGGGUCACCACAGUAUACAAACCAUCUGCCUCCAAUGCGUUUAUGAUAUGUGGUGUGCUGUAUGUCACAAAGUCAGUCAGUCAGCAAAAAGACAAUGUGUUUUAUACCUUUGAUACCAAAACAAACAAAGAGGGCAGUGUUAAUAUAAUACUAGAUAAGGUGGAGGACACAGUCCAAAAUCUGAAUUAUAAUCCAUCAGAUCACAAGCUGUAUAUGUACAGUAAUGGAUUUAUGGUAACAUAUGACAUCAAUUUUGAACCAUUGGACAAUGUAUUAUAGGCAGUAAUGAGACACAAUAUCAGAAGGGAAGGCUUUCACAAUUCUGAAUUUUCUCAUUAUAGCUUCUGUUUUACUUCAGCCAGUUGGAUCCUAAUAUCCUGCUUCAAUGUUUUUGUCAAUAUUAUUAAGCUAGAGAGAGAGAGAGAGAGAGAGAGAGAAGAAGUUCUAGCAUCUGGAAAUACUGAAUCAGGAACAAAUAUAUGUGAUAUCAAAAUCAUUUUACAAAGUUUAUUUGAAAAUGUUACCUGAGGUAAUUGGUGAAGUCAUAGAAGAAUCCAUCUUUUGACAUAUUAAACUAUAAAAAACAGUAUACAUUAAUCCAAAUGCUAAGCUAAGCAUAAUAAAUAAAUAAAAAGUGAAGGAGAUAAAUCUUGUAUCUGCAGUUUACUUCUUGGUAAGUGUCUUAACUGUAACUACUAGUUACAGAACACAGUAUCUCUGACCUUCCACUAUAGCAUAAAUACUUGUUUACGGGGGCUCAGUAAGGCAAAAAGAGCAGGGAUUGGCAUUUUCUCAUAGAUUCUGCAAGAAUGCACUACGAUGUUGCAAUCCACCAAUGAGAUGGCUUUCCAAAAUAUCCAUACUAGAUGUCAAAAAUGAUAAAGGUUCUAUGAAUGGACAACAGAGUAUUUAAUGGUAUCAGUUUUGUGAUAUACAUUUUGAAAGAGUUAUUAUAACAAUAAUGUCAGUUAGCCAAUAACAUGAAGUUGCUUACUAUAGGAACCCUGUUUCUAGUUAGAUACAUACUAUAAGCAUACACAGACUGUUAGAGCCUUGGCCACCAGAACAGAAAGAUUGUGAUGUGUUCUACUGGUCAUGGCUUCAAGCACUGAUGGACAACAGAAAGUGCUAUGUGAAGGAAGCUAUGUAAUUGUGACUGCAUUAUAAUUUCUGUCAGGUGUACACACGUGUAGCUUUAACUGCAUAUGUACAUUUUACAUUUUCAAUACCCUGUUCAGUUUCUCUGCCCACAGAGUAAAUGCACCCUGGUUCACAACUAUGUAUCUUAACUAUAUUGCUUUUAAGAGCUGUGUCGCAGUUUUGGUUGGCUUAUGUACUGAAUUUAUGGUUCUUGCAAUAAAGCUGUAAAUUAGAUGUUGUAUGGGGAAAUUUAAAUGUCUUGACUGAUAUUACUGCUAACAAAUGUUAAAUAUAGCUUUACUGACUCCCAGAAAAGACAGAUUUUUUUUUACGUGAGUACAGCUAAAUAACAACAUUAUCAGUAGAUAUUCAUAACUGCUCAAAACAAGCACUUAAGAUGGCUGUAUGUUAGACAUGAAGUACUUGGGUAACCCACAGAUUGCAUUCUGAACUUUCUUAAUUGUUUACUUUUUCACGAGUUCUAAGUUUAACUUAAAAUUAAUGUCUAAAGAAAUUAGUGAAAUUCUUACCUUUGUAUAAGUUUUAAACUUAUAAAAAAUAAUUUUUAGAUAAUGAUAUUAUAAUGUUUUGGCCAUUUUACCACUGGCUACAAUGUAUACACUCAUUCUAAUGCUAAGAUGCUUGUUAUUUUACCACUGGCUACAAUGUAUACACUCAUUCUAAUGCUAAGAUGCUUGUUAUUUUACCACUGGCUACAAUGUAUACACUCAUUCUAAUGCUAAGAUGCUUGUUACUAUCUUAGAAACCUUCUGAUUUAUAUGCUUAUGGAAAGGUGCCUAUGCCAUAAAUAAAUAAAUAGAUGUUUAAAAAUGUGAUUGCAGUAUUCAUCUAUUUGAUUAUGUUAUCAGCUCAUAAAGACAAUGUAACUGAGUUUGAAAUAAAAUAAAAUCUCAGAAUCUAGCAAGCA